This is a messenger RNA of Didymella exigua CBS 183.55, 893 nucleotides long. RefSeq lists its product as uncharacterized. The transcript is spliced from 4 exons. The record is from RefSeq and is a predicted model, not a curated record. Lineage: Eukaryota; Fungi; Ascomycota; Dothideomycetes; Pleosporales; Didymellaceae. The coding region runs from base 89 to 601 and encodes 170 amino acids.
UCAAAUGGCAGCCUUUGCCCAUGCGUGGUAUCACUAGUUCCAUCUACAUCAUGCGAAGGUGCGUGCUGACGGCACACUGCUCGAGACUAUGGAUAACAUUUCCAUGUCCGACUCCGUCGCAACGCUCGACUUCUCACCAUCGCACAUCUGCAAUUGUCUUGGUUUGCUUCGAGAGGUGACAUUUCUGCUUGAACGUUCUUCACCCGGCAAACUCGGGAAAAGGUCGCUGUUCGACUGCAACGAACGACUUAAAUAUUGGCGACUUUAUACCUCACGACCACUUCGACGAACGGUCAUUCCAUCUCCUCGGUACACUUGGCACGCAAUCGUACACUUAUCCGGAUUGGCGCGUAUAACACCUAAAUUAUUUGCGUUCUGUCACUUCGGAGGGAGCUUUCGACCAAGCACCGCAGUUGAGCUGCCACAACCAGUGCCAAUUGAAUACCUCGAUCACCAAUUUCCAGCUCAUGCGCAUUUCGGCUCUUCGCUGAAGUGUACUCUGCUGGAACAGACGCAGAGACGGCCAGAAUUUCAUCUUUCUUCGGGGUUUCCGGGGUUUCCGGCUUCGCUCAGUCAGCAUACGUGGAUCGAGAAGCGGUAGCACAGAGCAUUGAGGCAAUGAAGAGAUUUUAUGCAGAUUCUCAUGUGCUCGUCCGUAUAGAGCACAACCCUACGCUGCUCAAGGUCUUGCCCUUCUUAAACGAACAGCCUAAACCUGAUGUCAACGGUUGGCAAAACAAAGGGUAAACGAGCUACCAAGGUAGGAUAAAGCGGGGCGUGAGAUGUGCGUACGACGCGCACAGUUUUACGUUGCCCUGUACACUGGUUACAUAAACAGCUAGCACGCCCACAUAACUAGUAAAAACAGCUUAAAUGACAAACGUAAAUACAAC